AUGUUCGGGAUUGUUAUGUUAGCAGUCGCGUUUCAGUUUCAGCUGCGGAACAACAUCCCAUCGCAAUGGGAUAACUUAGACUCUGAGGCCGCGAGUAGUCUUCUCACAGGAAUCAAGGAACACUCGCCAUUCAUAUCUUCAGUUAUCGCAGUCAAUGCCCCACAACUGUAUCUCUCUUUCUGGUAUCUUGCUUAUAACUCACUCCUCACGCGCCUAGAGAUGAGCCGCGAAUGGGCUCUGUUUUAUGACCAUUAUCGCCCACUGCGUGUGACUCGACCCAGAGGCAAACAAAUUGCGACCAGCCGCCUCCAAUUACCGUACAAGUACAGCAUCAGCCUAAUGGCUCUAAGUGGUUUGAUGCACUGGCUUAUGUCAAGUGUUCUAUUUGUUAUGGUAUCUAGAGGCGACUACUUUCCACCAGAAUAUGACUUCGCACGUGAUGUAAUAAGCUUGCCUGAAGACGCCACAGUCGUAGUCGGCACUCUUUCCCUUCCAGUGUUGAUUCUUAUCAUACUCGGGUCCUUAAUGACUCUCUCACCAAUCGCUCUUUCACGGCGAAACCUACCAGGCUGCAUGCCAAUUGUGGGAUCGAACUCGCUAGCCAUCAUGGCAGCCUGCCGGGUUUCACCUUCAGCCAAGAUUCCCACAUCCGACAAUAGCGAGAAUACAUCCAUCGACCAAGAAGACACAGAGCUUGAGGACCUAGUGCCGGAAUCGAGCAGAAGCAUAUCCAACGAACACGAGAUUUCUAACGCAGAUACAAACAAGAACAUUGCGCUCCACUUGUUAAAAUGGGGAGAGAUUAAAAUGCCGGAUGAGUGGUAUCGUCUCAAUGAAUGGAGAUGCCGAAUGGAAGAGGACUUCCAACCCCUGGGUUUUGGAACCACGCUAGAUGAACCGCAAACCCCAAUCGAAGGGUGUUGGUACAUGUGA
Colletotrichum siamense is the source of this 933-nucleotide messenger RNA. RefSeq lists its product as uncharacterized. Lineage: Eukaryota; Fungi; Ascomycota; Sordariomycetes; Glomerellales; Glomerellaceae. Bases 1 to 933 code for a protein of 310 amino acids. The record is from RefSeq and is a predicted model, not a curated record. The transcript has 4 exons.